CCCUCGCGUCUUCUUUCCUCUCAACCGUCGCGACGACGCGUGCGGCCGGCAGGUUCCUAGUGCCGGUAGCCGUAGUCCUCGCCCGCGCGUAGAUAGCCCGCGGGAGAGUCGAGAUCCUCAGGUUUCCAUCUCCCUCCAUUCCCAGGCAAGAAGUCAGCGACUCCUCUCAUACUGGCCGAGUCUACGUACCGUCGGCGCGUUCGGCCGGUGGCAAUGGCGUCGUCACCACCGUACCGGUUCCCCGCACUCUGCGAGGAGGAGCCCGCGCGACGCUCCGCCAGGCAGUCAUGCGGGACAUGCGGCGCGUCGGCCGUGGCCAACUGCGUGGCACUGUGCUGCUGCCCGUGCGCCGUGGUGAGCUGCUUCACGCUGGCGCUCGUCAAGGCGCCCUACGUGGCCGGCCGGCGAUGGGUCAGGCGCGCCAAGACGCGGCGUAUCAGCAGGGGCGUGCUGCGGAAGACGAGGCGCGUCCGGGACCUGGACGACCAGCUGUACCAGGUGGAGGGGCUGGGCGGCAGUGGCGGCGCCGCGCGGGCGAGCAAGGAGGGGGACUGGGGCGGGAUGGGCCGGACUGCCGCCUCGGGUUGGUGGGAGAACACCAAUGAUGUAAAUUUGCUCGGGGAUGGCAGGAUGAGGGUGAGCGUGACGGAGAAGGCGUGGAUGGAGAUGUACGACGUCGGCCACUGGGGCUUCGGCCGGCUGUCCUUCUCGCGGGCCAGAGAGGCCGCGCCCGCCGUGCAGGUGGUCAGGGACGACCGAGAGCCCCAAGAGGAUGGCACUGUUGCUGCGGGGCGGUGACAGAGUUCGUGCGGCAUGCCACGCCUUGCUAAUUGUUUUGUGCUAUAAGCUUUCUUGCGCGCGGUGAGAUUGUGUGUGGUUUGUACGGAAAUACGGAAUGGACAGCUUGUUGGUGAUCGACAAGAACCGCUAUUUGAAGAGGAAAUAAACCCUG
Molecule: messenger RNA, 952 nt
Organism: Triticum dicoccoides
Lineage: Eukaryota; Viridiplantae; Streptophyta; Magnoliopsida; Poales; Poaceae
Exons: 2
Coding region: 214-798 (194 amino acids)
Source: RefSeq, a predicted model, not a curated record